Messenger RNA from Girardinichthys multiradiatus, 3502 nucleotides. Its product is annotated as clavesin-1-like. The transcript has 8 exons. The record is from RefSeq and is a predicted model, not a curated record. Gene Ontology annotation, molecular function: phosphatidylinositol bisphosphate binding. NCBI's taxonomy places the organism in Eukaryota, Metazoa, Chordata, Actinopteri, Cyprinodontiformes, Goodeidae. Gene Ontology annotation, cellular component: membrane. Bases 906 to 1892 code for a protein of 328 amino acids.
GAAGCAUCCUGACGUCUUUUCUGAGCACAAAGUGAAAUCGCACCUCCUCCUCCUCCUCCUCAUCCUCCUCCUCCUCACCGUGCCCACACGGACUCACAAGGACGAGUUUCCUCCCGAACACCUUCAGGAUUUCUCCCUUUAAUUUGGGAUCUUAUUUAUUUUCCUUGUUUUAUUUUUAUUCCAGGAGAAAUCGGUUUGUCCGCGGGAUGCAGACCUCCUCCUGCUGCUUCUCCUCCACCAUCAGCAUCACCAGAGGGCCGAUGGGCCGGGCAGGACGGCCGGGAUUCAACCACCGAGCAGGCUGAAGAGCUCCACGCUGGACCGAGGUGCCUUAACUGACACUAGACUGUCUUUGUAAAACCCGCCAAACAUCUUGAUUCUCCUCCCAGGCGUCACCUCCAGCCCAGAUGCAGAUUUUUGAUGCUCCAACUGGACCGAACCUGGAACAGUCAUGAUGGGAAGCAGCAGGAAGAGGAGGACUUCUCAGCAGCAGAAAUCAGGACUGAAAGGAUGUAAAUUUAUGUGCAUCAUCCACAGAACUGGACCAGCUUGGGUUUUAUAAGAUGAUCUUCAGUUUUCCAACCAGCAUGUCUGAGAGUUUCUAACUUAGAAACAUCUCAAACUCUUAAACUGAAGUUAAUAACUGGCUAAUAAAAGCGGAGACCUCCUGAGAGCCGACAGCUGAGAUGAUUGUCGGUUCAAACAUCCUGAUUGUUUUCUUCUUCUGAUUGUUUUAAUUCACCAUUUGUGGAUUUUCUGUUUUCCUGAAUCUGAGAUCAAACAGCAGCAACGAUUGUGUUACAUCUUCAAACCUAAACCUGAAGAGUCCAUCAGGUUUACCUCUAACAACCAGGAGGAACAUCACGGAGAUUAAAGCCAGAUUUGUUGUAGAUGUUUGUAAUAAAAUGAUGAACCACGUGCACCCUGGACUGACCUCUGACACCAUGGAGAAGGCUCGGUUGGAGCUGAACGAAAACCCGGAUACUCUGCAUCAGGACAUCCAGCAGGUGCGGGACAUGAUUGUAACGCGGCCGGACAUCGGUUUCCUGCGAACAGAUGACGAAUUUAUCCUCCGCUUCCUCAGAGCCAGAAAGUUCGACCAGGUGGAGACUUUCCGUCUGCUGGCCCAGUACUUCCAGUUCAGACAGCAGAACCUUGACAUGUUCCAAAGCUUUAAGGUGGACGACCCCAGCAUCAAGCGAGCCCUGAUGGACGGGUUUCCAGGUGUGCUGGAGACUCCGGAUCAACAUGGGAGAAAAAUUCUCAUCCUGUUUGCUUCUAACUGGGACCAGAGCAGGAACUCCUUCAUAGACAUCCUGCGGGCCAUCCUGCUCUCUCUGGAGGUUCUGAUAGAAAACCCGGCGCUGCAGAUCAACGGCUUUACACUCAUCAUCGACUGGAGCAACUUCUCCUUCAAGCAGGCCUCCAAGCUGACGCCCAACAUCCUUAAACUGGCCAUCGAAGGUCUCCAGGACAGUUUUCCGGCUCGCUUUGGAGGGAUCCACUUUGUGAACCAGCCCUGGUACAUCCACGCCAUGUACACCAUCAUCAAACCCUUCCUCAAGGACAAGACCCGGAAAAGGAUCUUCCUUCACGGGAACAACCUGAACUCUCUCCACCAGCUCAUCCAACCCGAGUGUUUGCCGUCGGAGUUUGGAGGGACGCUACCGCCGUACGAUAUGGGGAUGUGGGCGCGGACGCUGCUGGGACCCGACUACAACGACGAGACGGAGUACACGCUGACGUACGACGCCCUGCACGUCAGGGAGAGCUGUGGAGGAGGAGGAGGAGGACACAAGGACAUGAUGAAGAGGUCUCAGUCGACGGUGGAAGCUGCGGCUCUUCGACAGAUGGACAGAGAGACCAGCACGCCGUUACUGGCUCUGGACUGAACACGCUGAAACAAGCACUCAUUUAAAACACAGACCGGUCCAGCUGUCUGCUGGAUCUGUGUCUGCUUGCUGCCUGAACAUUUACAGCAACAGAACCUCUUCAACACGACACAUAAACGUUUGGACCUCUGCCUGUAGAGGUCUCCCAUUAACCUGGAGCAUCCCGCUCUGAUGGUUUUCCCUGAAAGGAAAACUUGUCGACCCGCUCCACAAACAUCUCAUUUUAAAUCGACAGGUUUCCACUCAUGAGUGUUUCUGUGCAGUGAAUCCCGUAGAAAUGUGAAUUGAUUUUAGGUUCAGGGAAACUCAGGAUGAAAUGCAGCGAGAACAAAGUAUUUAAUUAUCUGAUGUGUUAAUUGUGGCACAUAUCUGUUCUCUGGCCAGAAAUAACCUGAUAAAUGUGUUCAAACAUUCAAAUCAAAUGCUGCAUUAUCCUCAGUCUGAUGAGUCCCCACAGAGAAACACGCAGCCUGUUUGAGCCGUCUAAUUCCUCCCAGCUGAUCCAGUUUCCUGCCAGCAGCAUCUGUCCAGAUGCAACAACUCCACCAUCCCACCACAGCUGGAUUAGUGUCGUCUGCAGCGCGCUGUGAGGGCUUUCUGCUGCUCAGAGUCGGAUUCAAUUGUUGUAAUCCCAUCUUAAAAACGGCUUUCUGUGAACUCUGAGUGGUGAGGACAAUCCAGAAACCAGCUGGGAAAUCAGCCCUUCAAUCUAAAAGAAUUUGUGUUUAUAAAAUAUAUGCUUAGAGAUGGUAAAUGUUAAGAAUUAUACAGAGCAAACUGCACCAACAAAGAUUCAUUUAAAUAUGGGCUGAGUUGUUAAAACUAAAACACGUUCAGCAGUCUGCUGAAAUAAUCCAAGGUAAAGCAUUAAUAUGAUCAUACUGGGGUCCAGUACCGAGCCCUGUGGCACCACAGCCUGUUUCAUCCACCUUUUCUGAACAGUACAGGAACCCUUAGAGAAGGACAUGUCAACAUUAAGCUGGCUGAGAUAAAAUAUAGUGAUGUGGAGCAAACAGGAACCAAGUACUGAGCCCUGUGGAACGCCAGAAGAGUACAAACUCUGUGAAAAAGUGUUCAAGUAUAAAAUAUUUUAAUGAAUUUAGUUUCAUCAUUUUGAAGGUAUUACAACAAACAGCUGAUAAAGGUGUUUGUUCUCUGCCGCCACCAAGUGGAAGCUCCUUCUGGUCGAACGCGACUGUCCCAUUUUUCCACGUUAAAAAACAUCCCUGAGGAAAACACAUUUCCCCCCUUUUUUUAUUCUGUUGCAUCAUCGAACAUGUCACGCUUUACUUCAAGCAUCACAGUGGACACACCGACACGGCAGAAGAAUGAGGUGCAUGAAACUUUUAUAAAAAGCCGUUUUAUUUAAAUGAAGCCAAACUGACCUGCAGUCACUCUGAUAGUGAAAGAAAUUGUUUUCAUUUAAAGAUUGUAUGUUACUGUUACCUGUAUUAGCGCACUGAAUAUUAAAGACAUGAUAUUUCCACGUCCUGCAGCAGAUGGCUGGACAUCAACCAGCAGGUUGCAGUGAGCAGUGAUCAUGUCGCCACUCGACCUUCCUGUAAUGUAUUUCUUUCAAUGAAUGUACAGAAGUAAAGAUUUACACCAAA